Emiliania huxleyi CCMP1516 is the source of this 1017-nucleotide messenger RNA. RefSeq lists its product as hypothetical. NCBI's taxonomy places the organism in Eukaryota, Haptophyta, Isochrysidales, Noelaerhabdaceae. The transcript has a single exon. Bases 13 to 795 code for a protein of 260 amino acids. The record is from RefSeq and is a predicted model, not a curated record.
UCUUUGCUUGCGAUGGACGGGCCAGGGCGCGUCUUUGCUUUGCUGAUCGCGUCCGUCGCGCUAUCCGCGACAGUCGUGUGCCUGGUUGGCGCAUCCUCGGCCCGAGUCGAUCACCACCCCGACCAGCGUCCCGUCAAAACCUCGCGCGGCGUGGUGCACGCCUUCUUCCUGCUCGACCGGACGGGCAGCAUGAGAGGUCAAGAGCACGCGGUGCGGGCAGGGUUCUCCAAGUUCGUCGAAGAGCAGCGUGCGAUGCAAGGCGACAUGCUUCUCGACGUCGCGCAAUUCGACUCGACAGACCCCUUCGAGAUGAUCAUCGAGUCGCAGCACAUCGCCGAAGUGAAGCCGCUCGAGCGCUUUGAGCCACGCGGCACUACGCCUCUCUACGAUGCGGUUUCGAGCAUGAUCGACCACGCGGAGCGCACGGCAACUACCAAAGAGGUGAUAUUGGUCGUCUUCACCGACGGACAAGAGAACGCGUCGAUGCGCAUGAAGCAGAAGGCGGUCCUGCAGCGGGUGGAGGAGAAGAAGAAGCUGGGCUGGACAUUCGUCUUCCUCGGUGCCGACAUCGACUCGUACGCGACCGGCGGCAGCCUCGGGUAUGCGCGCGGCUCCACCCGGUCGCAUGCCGCCACCGCUGCGGGCUACGCUUCCGCCUGGUCUGAUGUGAGCCACGCCAUGAGCGCGCAGCGCUUUCGGCGCUCCGCGCGAGGCUACACGGACGCUAAACGGCUCGCGGCCAGCAAGUCGUACUUCUCCGCCGCGGAGAGCGCGAAGAAGAGCAAGCACGCGUGAUGCGAUGGCCGAGGCGGAGAGGUGACAGAUGGAUGUCGAUGACUGGCGCCACAUGCUGUUGGCGGUUGGUGCCGCGCACAGCGGUUUCCCCCACCGAAGCACACAGAGUUUACCUUAGUGUGGUAUGUGCGCCACACACACCACACCGACCCGUUGUGGCAAAUCACUGUUCAAGUCGCAUCGUAUGUGUCUUUGUUAAGAGGACAACAAGAGUAGCGAAAA